AUGGAUCAGAGGUUAGAGAAAUUAGAACAAAUGCAAAAGGAGAUGCAAGAGCAACUGCAAGCUCAGAUGCAAGAACAACUGGCUAGGAUCCAGCAGGAGAUGAGGGAUCAAAUGCUGGAGUCCCAGAAAAACAUGCUGGAGUCACAGAACAACAUGAUGAGCCAGCUGACACAGCUGUUGAGGGGAGGGUCUGACAAAGGAAAAGGCCCUAUGGGUGAUACUAGGAAUGACAACGAUGACUCUGUUUGUCCUACAAGCUUUGCCCCAGUAAACAUUCAAACACAGCCACCAAGGGUGUCUGUUAAUGUUAAAUCUCUGUAUCAAGCCUGCACUUCGGCACCGGUAAACUUUCUAACGGGCUCGUGCUCUAACUCUGGAGACAAUAUGGAAAAUCCCAUGAUCCUUGACUUCAAUGAGGUUGAAGGGGAAAAAGUAAAGGCGGAGCUUCCAAAGCAGCUCGAGGAUCGGUGCAAAUGGAUAGAGGAGAAGUUCAAGGAGCUAGAAAGUGCUGAUCAUUAUUGCGGAGUUGACGCAAAGGAACUCAGUUUGGUCCCGAACUUAGUACUUCCGCUGAAGUUCAAAAUGCCAGAAUUUGAAAGAUAUAAUAGAACCAGCUGCCCUGAGACUCACAUUACAAUGUUCUGCGGGAGAAUGACGGGAUAUGUCAACAAUGACUAUUUGCUGAUUCACUAUUUUCAGGAUAGUUUGACUGGGGCCGCAGCCAAAUGGUACAAUCAGUUGAGCCGUGCUCAGGUCAAAUCAUGGAAGGAUUUGGCACAGGCCUUCAUGAAACAGUAUGGCCAUGUGACCGAUGUAGCACCUGACAGGAUUACAUUACAGAACAUGGAGAAAAGGCCAGGUGAAAGUUUCAGGAAAUACGCCGAGAGGUGGAGGGAAGUCGCUACACAAGUCCAACCACCACUGCUGGAAAAAGAAACGACUAUGUUGUUUAUUAAUACCUUAAAGGCACCUUUCAUUAAUCAUAUGUUGGGGAGCGCAACUAAGAGUUUCGCAGACAUAGUGAUGUCUGACGAAAUGAUAGAAAAUGCAAUAAGGUGCGGAAAGAUAGAAAUAAGGGAAAGUACGAAAAGGUCAGCCUCGAAGAAAAAGGAAAACGAGGUAAACAAUGUGAGCUCAGGCUAUUCAAAACCUGUCACCGUUAGCCAAUCGAGAACGGUAGUCACAGGCCAACAAGCUUCACCAAGGCAAGAGCCCAGCACCAGGAGAGAUACGGAGAGGAUACAGUUUACCCCUAUCCCAGUGACAUAUAAGGAGCUGUACAAAAGCCUAUUCAAUGCACAUGUUGUAGCACUAUCCUAUCUAAAACCGUUGCAGCCUCCAUACCCCAAGUGGUAUAACGCAAAUGCUCAGUGUGAAUACCAUGUGGGGACUGUGGGGCAUUCAAUAAAAAGCUCAAAAGGAAAACCUUUAGGCAAGCUGUUGCUUGUGCCCACGCCCAGCGCACCACCACCGCACGUCGCUCGCCUCCACCGAGCCGUACGCUCCACUACUAGCCCACAUCAGAGACGUGCUUAA
Gossypium arboreum is the source of this 1536-nucleotide messenger RNA. RefSeq lists its product as uncharacterized. The record is from RefSeq and is a predicted model, not a curated record. The transcript is spliced from 2 exons. NCBI's taxonomy places the organism in Eukaryota, Viridiplantae, Streptophyta, Magnoliopsida, Malvales, Malvaceae. The coding region runs from base 1 to 1536 and encodes 511 amino acids.